Molecule: messenger RNA, 1285 nt
Organism: Andrographis paniculata
Lineage: Eukaryota; Viridiplantae; Streptophyta; Magnoliopsida; Lamiales; Acanthaceae
Product: heavy metal-associated isoprenylated plant protein 3-like
Exons: 5
Coding region: 147-1115 (322 amino acids)
Molecular function (GO): metal ion binding
Source: RefSeq, a predicted model, not a curated record
UUGAGGUGUGACAACUCAAACUCCUCUUAUCUCUGCCCACUAACAUAUGACUCACUGCCAAACUAUAAAUACCGCCAGAGGCAGUUUCCAGUUUCCUCCCCCACCAAGUUUCACAGUUUCCUUCAACUCCGAUCGCGUCGUUGCCAAUGGGUGAGAAGAACAAUGGUGAGAAUGGAGGAGGAGGCAGGAGCAAUGUCACGGUGGUGCUGAAGGCUGACUUGCACUGCGAUGGCUGCGUUUCCAAAGUUCUGAAGUGUAUCCGCUCUUUGGACGGUGUCUACAGCGCCUCCAUCGGCGGGGAGCAGAAGAUUACGGUGGUCGGAAAAGUGGAUCCGAUGAAACUCAGGAAUAAGGUGGAGCAGAAAACGCACAAAAAGUUUGAACUCAUUUCGCCACAACCAAAGAAAGAAAACAGCAACAACGAUGAUAAAGAGAAUGCAAAAGGCAAAGAAAACAACAAUGUUGUGAAUCCUAAGCAAGAGAAGAAGAAGAACAACAAAGAGCAGUCCAAUGAUAAAAACUCGAAGAAUAAAUCCGAUAAGGAUUCUUCCGAAAAGGAAAAGAAGAUUCCGGUGACAACGACGGUGCUGAGGAUGCGCUUGCACUGCGAAGGCUGCAUUCAGAAGAUCAGAAAAUCCAUAGCAAAAACCAAGGGUUACAGCGGCAUGAAGAUCGACAAGGAGAAGAACCUGGUAACAGUAACCGGCGCCAUGGACGUAGAAGCGUUGGCUCAGGUGCUCAGGAAGCAUGUGAAAAAGGAAGUCGAAAUUCUACCCCAAAAGGACGCCGCCGCAGAGAAGGAGAAAAGCGGAGGUGAAAAGCAAAAGAAUGGAAACAAAAAGGAGAAGAAUAAUGCCGGCGGUGGAAAGGAGAAGGCCGGCGGCGGCGGCAAGGAGAAGGCCGACGGCGGCGGCGGCGACGGAGGAGACAAAACCGAAGCAGUAAACAAGGCGCAGUCGCAACGGUCCGUAAGCCCGAACCCGAACCCGAACCCGUACCCGGGUGAGCAGUAUUUUUACUACUACCCGGCCCCGUAUAAUUGGUACGUACCACAACCAUACCACGCUCCUCAGCUGUUCAGUGAUGAGAACCCUAAUGCUUGUAGUGUUAUGUGAAUGCGGGGGGUAUUUUGGUCUUUUCAUGCAUUGUUUAAGCUGAAAGAAGCUUCUAGACCGCUCUAAAUUCAAUUAAAUGGUAACUUCGUUACUAUUGGGCAUCGUUUGUUUCUUCUCUCCAAACCUCUAUUUGUACUACUAUGUAUUUUUCGAUAUUAUCCUACAUUUAA